GAGGUUAAGAUUUCGUGAUUUUUGAUUUUAAGAAAAUUUCAAAUAAAAUUCUGAAAUGUCUGCGGGAAUUAAAUUUAGCGGAGCCCUAAGGGAGUUGCGAGUGCACUUGUGCCAAACCAGUCCUGCUAGCAAAGGCGUCAGAGAAUUCAUUGAAAAACACUAUGUAGAGCUGAAAUCGAGUAACCCUAAGUUCCCUAUUUUGAUUCGGGAGUGUUCCGGAGUAGAGCCGAAGCUGUGGGCCAGAUUUGAACAAGGCAAAGAAAAGGCAAUAUCCUUGAAGGAUUUAUCCGCUAGUGAUGUUUUAUGCAAGAUUAAAUCAGUGGCUAAUUGAAUUUGUAUUAUAGUUUGAAGUAGAUUUUAAAUAAAAACCUAAAGUGUAUUGUUGAUUUCCUACUUCCUUGAAAUCUGAAGA
Ceutorhynchus assimilis (cabbage seed weevil) is the source of this 412-nucleotide messenger RNA. The record is from the annotation of a GenBank genome assembly. NCBI's taxonomy places the organism in Eukaryota, Metazoa, Arthropoda, Insecta, Coleoptera, Curculionidae.